AUGUCCUCCUGUAAAUGUCAGAACUGUGGAGGCUUAGUCCAGGGUCCCAAUGGUACCAUCGAGAGCCCAGGAUUUCCGCAUGGUUAUCCAAACUACGCCAACUGCACGUGGAUAAUUAUCACAGGAGAACGUAAUCGGAUACAAUUGUCAUUUCAUACUUUUGCUCUUGAAGAAGACUUUGAUAUUUUAUCAGUUUACGACGGACAGCUCCAACAAGGGAAUUUGAAAGUGAGAUUGUCGGGAUUUCAGCUGCCAUCCUCCAUAGUGAGCACGGGAUCUAUCCUCACACUGUGGUUCACAACAGACUUCGCCGUGAGCGCCCAAGGUUUCAAAGCCCUGUAUGAAGUGUUACCCAGCCAUACGUGUGGAAAUCCUGGGGAGAUCCUGAAAGGAGUUCUCCAUGGCACCCGAUUCAACAUAGGAGACAAGAUCCGAUACAGCUGUGUCUCCGGCUACAUCUUGGAAGGUCAUGCAAUUCUGACCUGCAUCGUCAGCCCUGGGAACGGCGCCUCCUGGGACUUUCCAGCUCCAUUCUGCAGGGCUGAGGGAGCCUGUGGAGGGACUCUGCGAGGGACCAGCAGCACCAUCUCCAGCCCGCACUUCCCCUCAGAAUACGGGAACAAUGCGGACUGCACCUGGACCAUCCUCGCUGAGCCCGGGGACACCAUUGCCUUGGUCUUCACUGACUUCCAAUUAGAAGAAGGAUACGAUUUCUUAGAGAUCAGUGGAACAGAAGCACCGUCCAUAUGGCUGACUGGCAUGAACCUUCCUUCUCCUGUUAUAAGCAGCAAGAACUGGUUACGACUGCAUUUCACAUCUGACAGCAACCAUCGGCGCAAAGGAUUUAACGCACAAUUUCAAGUGAAAAAGGCAAUUGAAUUGAAGUCAAGAGGAGUCAAGAUGAUGCCCGGCAAGGACAGUAGCCAUAAAAACUCCGUCCUGAGUCAAGGGGGCGUUGCGCUGGUCUCUGACAUGUGUCCGGAUCCCGGGAUCCCGGAAAACGGAAGAAGAGCUGGUAACGACUUCAGGGUUGGUGCCAGUGUCCAGUUCUCCUGUGAGGACAAUUACGUGCUCCAGGGCUCCAAGAGCAUAACCUGCCAGAGGGUCACCGAGACACUGGCCGCCUGGAGCGACCACCGGCCCAUCUGCCGAGCUAGAACAUGCGGAUCCAAUCUGCGUGGGCCCAGCGGCAUCAUCACCUCCCCAAAUUACCCGGUUCAGUACGAAGACAACGCCCAGUGCGUGUGGGUCAUCACCACAAGCGAUCCGGACAAGGUCAUCAAGCUCGCGUUCGAGGAGUUCGAACUGGAGCGCGGCUACGACACGCUGACAGUGGGCGACGCCGGCAAAGUGGGCGACGCCAGGACGGUCUUGUACGUACUCACCGGCUCCAGCGUCCCGGACCUGAUCGUGAGCAUGAGCAACCAGAUGUGGCUGCACCUGCAGUCCGACGACAGCAUCGCCUCGCCGGGGUUUAAGGCUGUCUACCAAGGUAUGGCCGGGGUGUGCUUACCGACACCAGAAACAAGCACUCGUGCGGAGGGCAAGAAUCGUCCUCGAUGCGUUAGACAUAAAUACGUUUGGCAUGUCACAGUAGUGUUUAAAAAUAGGGCUCCUGAGGAUGUGGUGGCUUCCCGGUCAUCACGUAGAGCGGUUAUUCCGGGGCCUCUGGUCCAUCUAGUAGAGCGGUACCCCGUGGCCUCCUGGCCAUCGAAGUCCCUGUCACACCCCCACCGCAACACACCCAGAAUCCCUGUCCUGGUGAAGGUCGGGUCAGAACAGCAGGUGCCCCUGAGGUCUGUCUGCUCCAGCGCAGACACAAAGCCCCAAGGACAGCACCAGUGUCACGUCCUCAUGCUGAGGGCUGAGGACAGCUUGGAGAGUUUGCUGCCAUUGGUACCCUUGCUCCGCACCUCGCUGUCAAAGCGCUGCACUCAGUCUCUCGCGGUGUGCACAGUGCAGCAGGAAAUAAUUCUGCAUCUCAUAACCGGCGGCACCGAGACUGGUGUCAUUGCAGGUAGUGACCCGGGGAGUGCAGAGAAGCGCAGGGAGGUGGGUGGAGGCUUGGAGACUGAGGGCGUUGGGGACACGGGCCUCAGAGCCUGUGUGUCCGCAGGGAGGAGAGCAGAGGGGAAGCAGGGUCAACCCUGUGGCCGUCUGAGGAAUGUCCCAGCAGGAAGCCCCACACGUGCGGCGUCACAGGUCGGGUUGGUGUGCAGGGUGCCGUGUGGAAAGGCAGGAAGGCCGAGGUUCGCGGUGGGAGAGAGUGGAAUGGGGGAGCCGUCUGCAGUUCGGCAGGAGCAAGGCCACGAGGGGUCCACACCCUGCACGGCCUUCUGGCCUGGGCAGCCCGUGCAGUGGGCAGGGGCAGUGGCCGAUACCACCUUCUGUUGGAGGAACAAAGGAGUCUUUGUGCAGGUGCGGAGGAUGACAGCAGGUUCAGGAGAUGAGACAGGGCUGAGGGAGGAGGGAGACCGCCGUGGUGUGAGCUGGGGUGGCCUGGGCAGACACCUGCAGCCCCCCAGGUGUGCUGUGAGGAUGGAAGCUCUGGGCAGACACCCGCAGCCCCCCCAGGUGUGCUGUGAGGCCGGGAUGCUGGGGGCAGACACCUGCAGCCCCCCAGACACCCGCAGUCCCUGCUGCUUCCGGUCCCGGGGUUGGGAGUGCCGUGGGGAGGAGCUGAAGGGCGGGCAGCUGAUCCGGGCAUAUUGUUUGGCCAUCACAUCUGCGUUCCCUCGUCCCCUGACCUCUUGCUGCCAGGAUGGGGGGCAGCACCCUGCCCCCUGGGUGUCACCGGUGGGGAGCGACAGAGGGGCCCCAGGAGAGGUGUUCAUCUCCGGACCCUGGGCGUGUAGGACGCCCCUAGGCAGCCCCCCCUCUCUGCUAGCAGCCCCUCCCUGGAGCCAUCAUGCUGGGGUGACCCCUGCUACUGGCCCGGGGCACAGUCUUAACUCGCCCCUGCAGUUCGCUCACACCCAACCACAGAUGUGUCCACAGCUCGUCACCGAGGCCGCCUCCGUCCACCAGGCAGAGUGUACAGUCCCUCCCCGGACACUGCCGGGUAGCCGAGGCAAACCCAGCGCAGCCCUCACUCCUCGGCCGUGCUGGGCUCCAGCUGCGAACACCCCCCCCCCCGUGGUCUCCUCUGGCCAGUCCAGCGCUCGCAGGUCACAGGGCCCCGACCUCAGUGUCACCUGCACCCGCGAGAGCCUGCUCUGGUCUUACGUUGGACUCCUACCCCCGGCAGUUCCCGCCCUGGGCUGUCUGCAGUGCUGCGCGGCUCUGGGAGCGUUCAGGGCCACGUGCGCCCUGUCUUACGGACUGUUCUCUGAAUGGCAGAAACCUACUGCUGCGGUGAACACGGGGGUGCCCCUGUCUCUUCAGGACGAUGAUUUCGUUUCUUCAGAUACGUAUCCAGAAGGAGGACGGUGGGUCUCUGACACCGUGGCAGACGGCGGGGGACAGGAUGGUGUGACCCUGUGGAGCAAUGACAACGUGAACCGUCCACUCAGCCUUCCCAGGACUAACGGCCUUGACCCUCAGGCUGAACAUGGUGAGUGGUGUAGCCGACAGAGCGCAAGGCAGGCUCCUUCAUCCACCCUAAUCCCCAGCGUCCCUUGCGUGCUCUCCUGCGGCAACUUGCUGGUCCAGGAGAACCGUCCCUCUCCUAAAAGAUGGAGAAGUAAAGGACCAAGCUUGGGCCCUCCAGAGAGCGGGAGUGGCAUUGGACGUGAGGACUUGGUCUACAGGGAGCAGCUUGAUGACUCCCUCCUGUGUCCUGAAGAACUUGUUACCAGAGGUUUCCAGAAGCUCCAUUUUCGUCCUCCUGUGUGCCAGCUACUCCUCCUUCUCACCCGUCUGACAAUCCCCACCCACGGAACACCCCCAGGCUUCUAUCCGCACCGUGAGCAGGGCCCUCCCGUCCUCACAUGGUCAGACAGUUUCCCGGGAACCAAACCCCAGCUCGCUGCCCUUGUGGGAAGCCUUGAGACCCAGCAGCACUUUGUGCCAAGAGACCACACCCCACGGGACGUUGGCCCCCAAGUCCCGGAAGCAGCCAAAGGCAAUCCUAAAGCAACGAAAUUCGCAGUGUUUAAGGACGCUCAGCAUUGCUCUCUGGCCUGUGACAAAGAGCAGCUUAGUGUGCGAGAUGACCCCGCUGGUUUUGUGCUGGGGCAGCUUCUGCGCAGGUUUACUGCACAUGUCCUGGGCUGGGUCCUGUCCUGCUCGCUGCUGCCCUCCUUCCGAGGCAGCGUCUUCACAGUGCAGCUGCUCGAAUGUGAGAGUGGGAGGGCGGAGCUCCGUGCGCGCUGCUGCUCUGCGCGCAGUGUGGCCGCUCCACUGGGUGCUGCCCGUGGCUGGAUGGCUCUGGACCCAGCCCAGCUGCGUGUGAGAUCCCCGCGGUGCCUCCAAGGCACUGACCUGCAGGAUCAACACUCGGGGCCGGACACCGUGUCCUUUCCGCCGCCUGUUUUCAUUUUAAAGACCUUUGCCGCUGAGUACGGAUUGUGUUCAUCGCUGGCGGACAUAGUCCGUACUGUCUAUUUUCUGCUGACUGCCCCAAGCCGCAAACUUCACAAGGUCCGUGAUUUGGUCUGUUUGCUUGUUCCUUACACCUCACAGCUAGAACAGUCCAUGGGCUGUGCUCCAAAUAUUAGUCACAGGCUAAAAUGGUGGGCAAAGGCUAGUAGCUCUUUGUACGGAAGAAAACACAUCGGCAGCCUGCCUUCUAGCCAGAAGCCUGCUGGACCCGUGAACGUCAGCAUCGUUGGUGGAAAUGAGCGACCACAGGAUGCUUUUGACCCCCCGCAUGAGGAGCAGAGCAAUCUCCGUCUGCAUCCACACUGCGUCUCCUGUUUCUUCAACUUCACGGCGUCGUCGGGGAUCAUCCUGUCCCCCAACUACCCCGAGGAGUACGGCAACAACAUGAACUGCGUGUGGCUGAUCAUCUCUGACCCCGGGAGCAGGAUCCACCUCAUCUUCAACGACUUCGAUGUGGAGCCGCAGUUUGAUUUCCUGGCCAUCAAGGACGACGGGGCUUCCGACGUCACCGUCCUCGGCACGUUCUCGGGCCACGAGGUGCCCUCCCAGCUGGCCAGCAGCGGGCACGUCGUCCGCCUGGAGUUCCAGUCCGACCACUCCACGACCGGCAGGGGCUUCAACAUCACCUACACCACAUUUGGUCAGAACGAGUGCCACGAUCCUGGCAUUCCCAUAAAUGGGCGACGUUUUGGGGACAGAUUUCUGCUUGGGAGCUCAGUUUCCUUCCAAUGUGACGAUGGCUUUGUCAAAACGCAGGGCUCGGAGUCUGUCACCUGUGUCCUGCAGGAUGGACACGUGGUCUGGAGCGCCGCCGCCCCCCGCUGCGAAGCCCCGUGUGGCGGACACCUGACGGCGUCCAGUGGACUCAUUCUGCCUCCCGGAUGGCCAGGGUACUAUAAGGAUUCUCUGAACUGUGAAUGGAUCAUUGAAGCCAAGCCCGGACACUCCAUCAAGAUCACUUUCGAUAGGUUCCAGACCGAGGUCAACUACGACACGCUGGAGGUCCGGGACGGGCCGUCCAGCUCGUCCCCGCUGAUCGGCGAGUAUCACGGCACGCAGGCGCCCCAGUUCCUCAUCAGCACGGGCCCCUUCAUGUACCUGCUGUUCACCACGGACAACAGCCGCUCGAGCGUCGGCUUCCUCAUCCACUACGAGAGUGUGACUCUGGACUCGGACUCCUGCCUGGACCCAGGAAUCCCCGUGAACGGCCAUCGGCACGGCAGCCAUUUUGGCAUCAGGUCCACGGUGACGUUCAGCUGCGAUCCGGGGUACACGCUGAGCGACGACGAGCCCCUGGUCUGUGAGCGGAGCCAUCAGUGGAACCACGCCCUGCCCAGCUGUGACGCGCUCUGUGGAGGCUACAUCCAUGGGCAGAGUGGAACGGUCCUUUCCCCUGGGUUCCCGGAUUUUUACCCCAACUCCCUGAACUGCACAUGGACCAUUGAAGUGUCUCACGGAAAAGGAGUUCAGAUGAUCUUUCACACUUUCCACCUUGAAAGCUCCCAUGACUAUUUGCUGAUCACAGAGGACGGGAGUUUCACCGAGCCGGUGGCCAGACUCACGGGGUCCGUGUUGCCUCACACCAUUAAGGCUGGUUUGUUUGGAAACUUCACCGCCCAGCUGCGGUUCAUUUCAGACUUUUCCAUUUCCUACGAGGGCUUCAACAUCACGUUUUCAGAAUACGAUCUGGAGCCGUGUGACGACCCCGGCGUCCCCGCCUUCAGCCGGAGAAUCGGGUUCCACUUCGGAGUCGGGGACACGCUGACCUUCUCCUGCUUCCCGGGGUAUCGCUUGGAAGGUGCCACCAAGCUGACGUGCCUGGGCGGGGGCCGCCGCGUGUGGAGCGCACCUCUGCCAAGGUGUGUGGCUGAAUGUGGAGCAACUGUCAAAGGAAAUGAAGGAACGUUGCUGUCUCCAAACUUCCCAUCGAAUUAUGAUAAUAACCACGAGUGUAUCUAUAAGAUAGAAACAGAAGCUGGCAAGGGGGUCCAUCUCCGAGCACGGAGCUUCCGGCUGCUCGAAGGAGACGUUCUGAAGGUAUAUGAUGGAAAAGACAGCUCAUCACGUCCGUUGGGGUCCUUCACUAAGAGUGAGCUGAUGGGACUGGUCCUGAACAGCACCUCCAACCACCUGUGGCUGGAAUUCAACACCAACGGGUCCGACACCGACCAGGGCUUCCAGCUCACCUAUACGAGUUUUGACCUAGUAAAGUGUGAGGAUCCGGGAGUCCCUAACUAUGGCUACAGGAUCCGAGAUGAGGGCCACUUCACGGACACCGUCGUGCAGUACAGCUGUAACCCAGGCUACGCCAUGCACGGCAGCAGCAGCCUGACCUGCCUGAGUGGCGACCGGAGAGUGUGGGACAAGCCACUGCCUUCCUGUGUGGCGGAGUGUGGUGGUCACAUCCACGCUGCCACCUCAGGGCGCAUCCUGUCUCCUGGCUACCCCGCUCCCUAUGACAACAACCUGCACUGCACCUGGACCAUCGAGGCGGACCCGGGGAAGACCAUCAGCCUGCACUUCAUCGUCUUUGACACCGAGACGGCCCACGACAUCCUGAAGGUGUGGGACGGCCCCGUGGACGGCGGCAUCCUGCUGAAAGAGUGGAGCGGCUCCCUGCUCCCCGAGGACGUCCACAGCACCUUCAGCUCGCUCAGCCUGCAGUUCGACAGCGACUUCUUCAUCAGCAAGUCGGGCUUCUCCGUCCAGUUCUCAACGUCCAUCGCGUCCACGUGCAAUGACCCUGGCAUGCCUCAGAACGGCACCCGCUACGGGGACAGUAGGGAGCCGGGGGACACCAUCACCUUCCAGUGUGACCCCGGGUACCAGCUCCAAGGACAAGCUAAGACCACCUGUGUGCAGCUCAACAACCGGUUCUUCUGGCAGCCCGACCCUCCCACCUGCAUAGCUGCGUGUGGAGGGAACCUGACCGGCCCAGCGGGUGUGAUCCUGUCACCUAACUACCCACAGCCAUAUCCUCCCGGGAAAGAAUGCGACUGGAGAAUAAAAGUGAAUCCAGACUUUGUCAUCGCCUUGAUAUUCAAAAGUUUCAACAUGGAGCCCAGCUAUGAUUUCCUACAUAUCUAUGAAGGAGAAGAUUCCAACAGGCCUCUCCUCGGAAGUUUCCAGGGCUCUCAAGCCCCAGAGAGAAUAGAGAGCAGUGGAAAUAGUCUGUUUCUGGCCUUUCGGAGCGACGCGUCUGUGGGCUUGUCGGGGUUCGCCAUUGAGUUUAAAGAGAAGCCCCGGGAGGCCUGUUUCGACCCUGGAAAUAUCAUGAACGGGACACGGAUCGGCACGGACUUCAAGCUGGGCUCGACCGUGACUUACCAGUGUGACUCUGGCUACAAGAUCGUGGACCCGUCCUCCAUCACGUGCGUGAUUGGGGCCGACGGGAAGCCCGCCUGGAGCCAGGCCCUGCCUUCCUGCAGCGCUCCCUGUGGAGGGCAGUACUCGGGAUCGGAAGGAGUCGUCCUGUCCCCAAACUACCCUCAUAACUACACGGCCGGCCAGAUAUGCUCCUACUCCAUAACGGUGCCAAAGGAGUUUGUGGUGUUUGGGCAGUUUGCCUAUUUCCAGACGGCGCUGAAUGAUUUGGCAGAGUUAUUUGACGGGACACACCCACAGGCCAGACUUCUCAGCUCCCUCUCUGGCUCCCAUUCAGGUGAAACCUUGCCCCUGGCGACGUCCAAUCAGAUUCUCCUCCGGUUCAGCGCCAAGAGCGGCUCCUCGGCCCGCGGGUUCCACUUCGUUUACCAAGUGCAGGAACUUGAAAAACCUACCUGUAAACUGUUGACAGGCCUUCAGAAGCGGGAGCAGGUCUCUGGGUGUAGCAGCGACGGCUGUGAGGAUGUGCGAGGUCGCCUCUGCGGGGACAGGCUGUGCCCCAAUAGGAAGAAGUGCUUCGUUCUUCUAGGCCUCAGGUGUGGGCGGAGGCCGAGAAGACCCAGCGCAUUGCAGUGCCGGUUAGGCUCAGAUGUCAUUCCCGGGCCGCCUUGCGUCCCCCGUGGAUUCAGCCCCUGCGUAUGGCAGCCGUGUGACAGUCAGGCUGCCGUUGGAACCUGCCAUGAACGGACAUCUGGAGACCCCCUGCAGUUCCCCUGCAGCGGGAAUUUCACUCAGCGCAGAGGUACCAUUUUAUCCCCUGGCUACCCUGAACCGUAUGGCAACAACUUGAACUGUGUCUGGAAAAUCAUAGUUACGGAGGGGUCGGGAAUCCAGAUUCAAGUGAUCAGUUUUGCCACGGAGCAGAACUGGGACUCCCUGGAGAUUUACGACGGAGCGGACAUGACCGCGCCCAGGCUGGGAAGCUUCUCAGGAACCACGGUCCCAGCGCUUCUGAACAGCACGUCCAACCAGCUCUGCCUCCACUUCCAGUCUGACAUUAGCGUGGCGGCCGCGGGAUUCCACCUGGAGUACAAAACUGUGGGUCUUGCUGCUUGCCAGGAACCGGCCCUCCCCAGCAACGGCAUCAAAACAGGAGACCGGUACAUGGUGAAUGACGUCCUCUCCUUCCAGUGCGAACCCGGCUACACCCUGCAGGGCCGUUCGCACAUUUCCUGUAUGCCGGGGACCGUCCGCCGUUGGAACUACCCGUCUCCCCUUUGCAUCGCCACCUGCGGAGGGACGCUGAGCAGCAUGGGGGGCGUGGUGUUGAGCCCAGGCUUUCCGGGCGCCUACCCCAACAACCUGGACUGCACCUGGAAGAUCGAGCUGCCCAUUGGCUACGGGGCGCACAUUCAGUUUCUGAACUUUUCUACCGAAGCGAAUCACGACUACCUUGAGAUUCAGAACGGGCCGCACCACAGCAGCCCCCUGAUCGGGCAGUUCAGCGGCUCGGAGCCCCCCGCCGCCCUGCUCAGCACCACGCACGAAACGCUCAUCCACUUCUACAGCGACCACUCCCAGAACCGGCAAGGGUUCAAACUCGCCUACCAAGCCUAUGAGUUACAGAACUGCCCGGAGCCGCCUCCUUUUCAGAAUGGUUACAUGGUCAGCUCGGACUACAGUGUGGGGCAGUCUGUAUCUUUUGAGUGCUACCCUGGGUACAUUUUAAUCGGCCACCCCGUCCUCACCUGCCAGCACGGGAUCAACAGAAACUGGAAUUAUCCUUUUCCAAGAUGCGACGCUCCUUGUGGGUAUAACGUAACCUCUCAGAACGGCACCAUCUACUCCCCGGGGUUUCCGGAUGAGUACCCCAUCCUGAAGGACUGCAUCUGGCUCAUCACCGUGCCUGCCGGCCACGGGGUCUACAUCAACUUCACCUUGCUGCAGACCGAGGCCGUUAACGACUACAUUGCCGUUUGGGACGGGCCUGAUCAGAACGCCCCUCAGCUGGGGGUCUUCAGUGGGAACACAGCCCUGGAAACCGCCUACAGCUCCACCAACCAAGUCCUGCUCAAGUUCCACAGCGACUUUUCAAAUGGAGGCUUCUUUGUUCUCAAUUUUCACGCAUUUCAGCUCAAGAAAUGCCGGCCUCCCCCCGCCGUUCCACAGGCAGAAAUGCUCACUGAGGAUGAGGAUUUUGAAAUAGGGGAUUUUGUGAAGUACCAGUGCCACCCGGGGUACACGCUGUCAGGGACCGACACGCUGGCCUGCAGGCUCAGUUCCCAGCUGCAGUUCGAAGGCUCGCCCCCAACGUGUGAAGCACAAUGCCCAGCAAAUGAAGUCCGUACAGAAUCUUCUGGAGUCAUCCUCAGCCCGGGUUACCCUGGCAACUACUUUAACUCCCAGACAUGCUCCUGGAGCAUUAAAGUAGACCCGAACUACAACAUCACCAUCUUUGUGGACACGUUUCAGAGUGAAAAGCAGUUUGACGCAUUGGAAGUGUUUGAUGGUUCUUCUGGUCAGAGCCCUCUGUUAGUGGUCCUGAGUGGGAACCACACGGAACAAUCAAAUUUUACAAGCAAGAGUAAUCAGUUAUAUCUUCGCUGGUCCACUGAUCAUGCAACCAGCAAGAAAGGAUUCAAAAUUCGAUAUACAGCUCCCUACUGCAGCCUGACCCACACCCCGAAGAACGGAGGCGUUCUAAACAGGACCACAGGAGCAGUUGGAAGUCAAGUGCAUUACUUCUGCAAGCCUGGGUAUCGAAUGAUCGGCCACAGCAAUGCCACCUGUAGACGGAACCCACUCGGCAUGUAUCAGUGGGAUUCCCUCACCCCACUCUGCCAGGCCGUGUCCUGCGGAAUCCCCGAGGCCCCGGGAAACGGCUCGUUUACGGGCAGCGAGUUCACGUUGGACAGUAAGGUGACCUACGAGUGUGACGAGGGCUUCACGCUGGCGGCGGGCCAGCACGCGGCGGCCGUGUGCCGGGAAGACGGGCUGUGGAACAACACCGGGAGGCCCCCUGCGUGCACACCGGUCACCUGUCCUGGCAUCGAAGCUCAGCUCUUGGAGCACGUCACCUGGAGACUGGUGUCGGGGUCGCUGAAUGAGUAUGGAGCGCAGGUGGUUCUCAGCUGCAGCCCGGGCUACUACCUGGAGGGCCAGAGGCUCGUGCAGUGCGAAGCCAACGGAACGUGGAGCCUGGGCGAGGAGAGACCACGGUGUAGAGUGAUCUCAUGUGGAAGUCUCUCCUUUCCGCCAAAUGGUAACAAGAUUGGCACGCUCACGGUUUACGGGGCCACAGCUAUAUUUACGUGCAACACGGGCUACACGCUGGUGGGGUCUCACGUCAGAGAAUGCUUAGCAAAUGGACUUUGGAGUGGCUCCGAAACUCGAUGUCUGGGGCCUGUCCUGGGGAGCCCUCGGUCGUCACAGGAGAUGCGGGCCUGCGCCAAUGUGGCCACGUGCUUGCGGAAGACAAGCCACCUGCUUGUCAGACACCUCCGCUGGCUCAGGCACAAGCUCAAGGCUGCCAUCACCUGCGGUCACCCCGGGAACCCCGCCCACGGCCUCACCAACGGCAGCGAGUUCAACCUGAACGAUGUGGUGAACUUCACCUGCCACACGGGCUACCUGCUGCAGGGCGCCUCCCGGGCCCAGUGUCGGAGCAACGGCCAGUGGAGCAGUGCUCUGCCCAUGUGUCGAGUGGUGAACUGCUCAGAUCCAGGCUUCGUGGAAAAUGCCAUUCGUCAAGGGCAGCCGACUUUCCCCGAGAGUUUUGAAUAUGGAACAAGCAUCAUGUACCAUUGCAAGAAGGGGUUCUACUUGCUGGGAUCUUCCGCCUUAACCUGUAUGGCUAAUGGCUUAUGGGAUCGGUCUUUACCCAAGUGUUUGGCCAUAUCAUGUGGACACCCAGGCGUCCCUGCGCACGCGACCCUCACCGGAGAACUGUUUACCUACGGAGCGGUGGUUCACUACGCGUGCAGGGGGAGCCGCGACCUCGUGGGCAACAGCACGAGGGUCUGCCAGGAGGACAGUCACUGGAGCGGGGCGCUGCCCCACUGCACAGGAAACGAUCCUGGAUUUUGUGGGGAUCCGGGGACCCCCGCACAUGGGUCCCGGCUUGGAGAUGAACUCAAGGCCAAGAGCCUCCUCCGCUUCUCCUGUGAGAUCGGCUACCAGCUGAGGGGCUCUCCUGAGCGGACGUGUUUGCUCAAUGGCUCCUGGUCAGGACUGCAGCCCGUCUGUGAAGCCGUGUCCUGUGGCAACCCCGGCACGCCCACCAAUGGCAUGAUUGUCAGCAGUGAUGGCAUCCUGUUCUCCAGCUCGGUCAUCUACGCCUGUUGGGAAGGCUACAAGACCUCGGGGCUGAUGACUCGGCACUGCACAGCCAACGGGACCUGGACUGGCACCGCCCCCGACUGCACAAUUAUAAGCUGUGGGGACCCAGGUACACUGGCCAAUGGCAUCCAGUUUGGGACGGAUUUCACCUUCAAUAAGACUGUGAGCUAUCAGUGUGACCCCGGCUAUCUCAUGGAGCCUGUCACGUCAGCCACCAUCCGUUGUACCAAAGACAGUAUGUGGAACAGCAGCAAACCCAUCUGCAAAGCGGUCACCUGUGGCCCGCCGCCCCCCGUGCGGCACGGGAGAGUGGAGGGCGCAGACUUCCGGUGGGGCGCCAGCAUCAGCUACAGCUGCGUGGACGGCUUCCAGCCCUCCCACUCGGCCAUCCUGUCCUGCGAGGGCCACGGCGUGUGGAAAGGGGAGGUGCCACAGUGCCUGCCUGUGCUCUGCGGGGACCCCGGCACCCCUGCGGAGGCGCGGCUCAGCGGCGACAGCUUCACCUACAGGUCGGAAGUCUUCUUCCAGUGCAGACCCCCCUUCCUGCUGGUGGGCUCCUCCCGGAGGACCUGCCAGGCGGACGGCACGUGGAGCGGCACGCAGCCCGCCUGCAUCGAUCCUGCACAUAACAGCUGCCCAGACCCUGGCACCCCACACUUUGGAAUACAGAACAGCUCCAGAGGAUAUGAGGUGGGAAGCACGGUGUUUUUCAGGUGCAGAAAAGGCUACCACAUCCAGGGUUCUACGACUCGGACUUGCCUUGCCAAUCUAACCUGGAGCGGAAUACAGACGGAGUGUAUACCCCACGCCUGCAGACAGCCGGAAACGCCAGCCCACGCGGACGUGCGAGCCAUUGACCUCCCCACCUUCGGUUACACCUUGGUGUACACCUGCCACCCGGGAUUCUUCCUCGCGGCGGGCUCUGAGCACAGGACGUGUAAAGCAGAUAUGAGAUGGACAGGAAAGUCACCUGUCUGUAAAAGUAAAGGAGUGGGAGAAGUUAAUGAGACAGUUACUAAAACUCCAGUUCCUUCAGAUGUAUUUUUUAUCAAUUCAGUGUGGAAGGGAUAUUAUGAAUAUUUAGGGAAAAGACAGCCUGCAACUCUAACAGUUGACUGGUUCAAUGCAACAAGUAGUAAGGUGAACGUGACCUUCCUUGAAACCUCGCAGGUGGAGCUGAAAUUGACAGGAGUUUACAAGAAGGAAGAGGCUCACUUACUUCUGAAAGCCUUCCAAGUUAAAGGUCCCGCAGAUAUUUUUGUAAGCAAGUUUGAAAAUGACAAGUGGGGACUCGAUGGCUACGUGUCCUCGGGACUUGAAAGAGGCGGGUUUACUUUCCAAGGUGAUAUUCAUGGAAAAGACUUUGGGAAAUUCAAGCUGGAAAGGCAAGACCCCUUAAACUCGGAUCAGGACUCGGCAAACCAUCACCGCGGCACCAGUAGCGGCUCCGUCGCCGCCGCCAUACUCGUUCCGUUCUUCGCUCUGAUCCUGUCUGGCUUUGCGUUUUACCUCUACAAACACAGAACGAGACCCAAAGUUCAGUACAACGGCUAUGCCGGCCACGAAAACAGCAAUGGACAAGCUUCGUUCGAAAACCCUAUGUAUGAUACAAACUUAAAACCCACAGAGGCAAAGGCUGUGCGGUUUGACACAACUCUGAACACGGUGUGCACAGUGGUAUAGCCCGCAGUGCCCCGUCCGGACUGAUUUCAUAGCCAUACCUCUGAUGGACAAGCAGUAAGUCCUCUGGUGCCAUAUACCACUCUCCCUUCUAGUCUUGGCUUUGCUGCGGUGACCUUUCACAUCUCUGCUGGCGUCCGUGCAGCGGGAAGCUCCAGUCACGUGCGCCAGAGCCCCCUGAGGACCGGAUGACCGGAUUCUCACGCCUGGCUGCAUCUGCUCGGGACCAAGGCACACGUAAGGAAGACUGCCGAGUCACGCCAACACUUUGUACUUAAUGCCUCAGACUUUCGUAUUUCUGUGUGGCUGGGAUGCCUUUCAAUGCAAUCUUCUGGGCACGUGGAUGCAUCCCCUGGGUGCAGUGAUAAAAUGGUAGCACCGUAAUAUGUUGUUUUGUUUUUUUAACCCCCGUAAAUAUGAAUAUUCUGAAAAAAACAACAACAACAGAGCUCUCUUGAAGAAGACACCUUUCUGGUAGAGACGCACACACCUACGAACGCUUCCCUCUGUCCUUCCUGAGACCUGACAAGCUUGGAGGACUACUCACAGCUCCCCUCAAUGUCCAUUCCUAGGGCCAUUUGCAAAUUUCCCAGUCAGCUGUUCUACUGCAGAAUUUUUGAUGCACAAUUUUUUGCACUAGUGUGUUAUGAAUGACUGAGUAAGAUUCUGAUAAAAAAAUAAACUAUUUACACAGGGUUUAUACACACUAUCCAUUGUAGAUAAGCAUCUUCUCAUGUUGUCAAGCGCAACAUCCAUCAUCCAUCUGUUCAGUUGGCAUCUUAGCGAAAGGAAAUAUCCCCAGAUGUGGCACAGGUUUUAAAGGGAAAUCCGGUGUUGAAGAGAUUUAUUUUAUUAUUGCUUCUUUUAGCUACAUGUGUGUGUUGAAGUCAUUGACGAUGUCAAAUGAGGGGGGAAACACGAGGGAUUUCAGUUGCCGCACACUCUGUUCCCGCCGGCAGCACCCGUGACCACCAGCACUGCCGUACGGAGUGGCCAGGGGCUGCCCAACUUCCGUUUGCUGUGGAGAAUGUCAGUAGUAAUUUAUUUUAGAUAGUUCAUGAGCUUCUGAGGCCUGGCUCACCAUAGUCUUCCCUCCAAAUCAUGGUUUGUUCUUCCAGAGCACGGCCACUCUCUGCUGUGGCGUUGAAGGGCGUGCGGCGCAGUUGCCCCUUGAACUCAGUGGGGACCGUCCGAGAGCAGAGCAUCACAUGUUCCUCCAGGAGACAUUCCACACACUCCUCUUUCCCGAUGACACGUUUUAUAGAUCACUUUGUCCUUUGUUUCAUGCUAAUUCCAGAUGCAGAGACAACUUGGGUGAUUUUUCACAUUUAAAAUUUAUCGCAUGUUAAAUUCUGAAUGACGGUAGGAAGGACAUAGGCGUGGUCCCCGGUAUGGAUAAAAACAACAAAGGAUGAAACAGAAGACGUGGCAAUAGAUGGUGACGUCACAAAGUCAAAGUGAAGAUCGAGUUUACUUUUAUUUAUAACCGUCGGCUAAAGCGUUGUGAAAACGCAAUGCUUAUUUGGUUUUUGGGUUUUAGGCACACACUCGCCGUACGGAAAACGUCUCCCUUCAUUCCAGAGCAGCAUCGUGCAGCUUUUCAUUCCUGUUGUUGGAGUGGUCAUCUUCACACCUAGCUUUAUGGUGGACAUAGUUGUGUCUCUGUUGCAUGUGUAAAUGCAGGGCUUCAAAAGUGAAAAAAAAAUGGGGGAAAAAAAAGACACAAAAAUCCCGUCAAGAUAAGAGUCCCAUCUUUCAUGUCAUGUUUUGAUUUGAGCUCUUUAGCGGAUCUUUGACCCUUGGUGCCCACUGUCCUGUUACUCGUUCGUAGGGGCCUAUGCUGUUAGGAGGGCAUAACUGACCUCUUCUAGUUACUUCUUUGCCUUUUCAACUCCAAAUGGUGAAUUCCUUAGUAUCAUGCUGAAUUCUCUGCACCUUUUCCUCUGGCCAACCUGGUAACGUGACUGGAGAUUUGCUUUGCAGCCUGGAGCCUUUUCGCAGAUUCCUGUCCUUAGACUAGAUGAGGUCAGCCGGAGCCAGGCUCCUACCACACACACUGACCGGGAACGGAGAGGGAGCAUGAGGAAGUUCCAGGAUCGCUGUGUGCAGGGGAGAACAGGGUUACUAUAUAUAUUAGGUGUAUAUAUAUACAUACAUAUAUACAUAUAAAUAUAUUGUACAUAUAUCUAAGUUUGAGUCAUUCAAACUAGGUGCAAAAUGCUGACUUCAGAGUCUGAAUCAAUGUCUCUCCCCGCCCAUCCCUGACCUGCUUGCCGGUCAACGACGUUACAAAUUCCUGAAACGACAGGACAUACAUACACGCGGCAACCACAUAUCAGAUAUUAGAUAUUAUUUUCCUUUGUGUGCACAGCAAACGCGACCUUUGGUUGCCAGUUUGGAGCAUGUUAUUAAACACAAAAUACUCCAUGAGAUGGUCCUGAGAGCUGGCCGCCGAGUGUCUCCCUCGGGGCGUGCGCGGUGUGGAACCGACCCCCUGCGAGGCACACGUGCCCUCUGCCGCGGGGCCGCGAGACUCCUUCCGGAAGCGCCCAGAGCCCGGUGCGGGAAGGACCCCAUGCUAACACAGGUUAUGUGCUUCAGAGCUGUUUAAAACUGCUGCUUGACUCACACAUCUUGCCUUUCUUCAGGCUAGCUGCAAUAAUUUUUUUCUUCUGUAAGAUAUUUUGUAAACAACAACAACAAAAACGCUAUUAUAAAAAAAAAGGGGGACAGAACGCUGGCAUCAUGAUCAGGAGACCCAUCACCCCUCCGUCCAUCCCGUGUUAUCAUCUCACCACAUGCUGCUGACAUGAAGUAGGUGCAAACGACCUUUUUGUACAGAGAUAUAUUUUUUAUGAAGAAUUUGUAAAAUUAUUAAAUAUGCUGUAAUUUUUUGAUUAAUGUAGGUAAAUUGUUAAAAAAAAUAAAUGUUUUUACAAAUACAGAACUGUAAUUUUCCCAAUAAUGUACAAUGUACCAUCUCUAGCUGAUUUUCAGUUCCGAUCCUAUUAUACAUGUAUUAAUAUUAAAGUGGCCUGUUAAAAUGAACAGUAUCUUUUUUUGUCAAAAAAAUUAUAAAGAGAGUGUAAUAUAGCCUGUGCAAUGCCACCUAUCUUUAAAGCAAAUCAGAGUUCUAAUUAAAUAUUUAAUUUUAGA
This is a messenger RNA of Suricata suricatta (meerkat), 17040 nucleotides long. RefSeq names its product CUB and Sushi multiple domains 1 (gene CSMD1). NCBI's taxonomy places the organism in Eukaryota, Metazoa, Chordata, Mammalia, Carnivora, Herpestidae. The transcript has 85 exons. The coding region runs from base 1 to 13887 and encodes 4628 amino acids. The record is from RefSeq and is a predicted model, not a curated record.